AUGUACUGGGAGAGACUUUUGGGGGUGCAGGGCUCAGUGGUUUAUAGCGGGAGCUGGUGGAAAAAGAUCUGGGGUGUCUUAGAUGGUAUUAGGAGUGGGUUUUGGAGUGACAAGGCUUACUGGUUUGUAUUGGGAGUCGCUGGAACGGGGCUAAGGGACUCUGGGGGGGACACCAGCCCCCACUGGUCCUUACUGGUGGCCCCCCCAGUCCACGCCUGGGAGCACCGUCGGACGCUGGCGGCCGAGGAGGACCCCGAGGCCGAGCUGGCCUUCGCCGGGACCCUGCUCAGCCGCGACUUUUCCAACUUCUCCGCCUGGCACCACCGGAGCCGGCUGCUGGCGCCCACCCGGACGCCGGCGUCCCCCGGGGGCGGGGCAGGGGCGCUGCCCCCCCACCGCCUCCAAAUGGAGCUGGAGCUGGUGCAGAACGCCGUCUUCACCGACCCCAACGACCAGAGCGCCUGGGUCUACCUGCGCUGCAUCCUCUCCCGCGCCUCCCCGCCGCCGCGGAUUCUCUGCCUCUACGUCAACCGGGAGGACGCGACGCUGGCGGUCACCUUCUCCCGCCCCGUCGUGGUGGGAGCGGGGAGUUCGGCGUUGACGGCGACGGUGGACGGCUCCGCCCUGGAAGGGGCGUGGCGCUCGGGAGAGGGGCGGCCACGCCCCAGCCACACCUGGCUCUGUGACCUGCCCCCCGACCUGGCUCCGCCCCCUGCCCGGCCCCGCCUCCACUUCCGGGUCACGUGGGAGCCCAACCCCGCCCACCGCGAGGUGACGCUCCUGCCAGAUGAGAACGAGGCGUGGUGGCAGGAGCCAAUCAAAGCCGGGGAGCUCUUCUGGCCAGAAGUGGGCGUGGCCGAGGCAUCGGUGCUGGAGGCGCAGGUGGAGACGUGCCGGCAACUGCUGGAGCUGGAGCCCCGCAGCCGGGGCUGCCUGCUGACGCUGGUGCUGCUGCUGUCGGCCCUGGACCCGUUGGGCCACGAGGACGAGAUCCGGCGGUGCCUGCGGGACCUCCAGGAGGCGGACCCGCUGCGGAUUGGCUUCGUGGGCGACGUGGCCUCGCGGGCGGAGGCGGCCGUGGGCGUGCUGAGGAUGGGGGCGGGGCCUGAUGGGGCUGUCAGGCUCCGCCUCCCCAGGAAGGCGCUGACGUCACUGCCGCUGCUGGAGCACAUGGUGCUGGUGACCCACCUCGACCUGGCCGGGAAUGACCUGGGGGGGCUCCCCCCCGCCCUGGGGGGGCUGCGGCGCCUGCAGGUGCUGGACGUGUCACACAACAAGGUCACGACCCUGCGGGGGUUCCCGCCCCUCCCCCGCCUGGAGGAGCUGCAUCUCGACGGCAACCCUAUAAGCCACGCCUCCGCCCUGGCUCCAUUGGCCACGUGCCCCCGGCUGGCUCGUCUGCGAUUGGCCGAGACGCCCCUGGCCGCCACGCCUGAGGCCGCCACCCACCUGGCCCAGCUCCUCCCCGGCAUCGACAUCGCCCUCGCCUGAUAGGCCGGUGCCUGGAGCUCCGCCCACCACCCCCCCACCCCCCCCAGCUGUCGA
Molecule: messenger RNA, 1545 nt
Organism: Harpia harpyja (harpy eagle)
Lineage: Eukaryota; Metazoa; Chordata; Aves; Accipitriformes; Accipitridae
Gene: RABGGTA
Product: Rab geranylgeranyltransferase subunit alpha
Exons: 12
Coding region: 1-1491 (496 amino acids)
Biological process (GO): protein geranylgeranylation
Cellular component (GO): Rab-protein geranylgeranyltransferase complex; cytoplasm
Molecular function (GO): zinc ion binding; Rab geranylgeranyltransferase activity; protein binding
Source: RefSeq, a predicted model, not a curated record